GUCACGCAUGUUAAGUGGAAGGCGGCUGUCUGUCUUUACACACUUCAUCACAGGUUUUCUGACUACAAACAACACUGCAGAUCCAGGAUGUUUGUCCUCCUUCAACAACAGCACACAGUGGCUGACCGACAACUUGGGUCCAUUCUCAGAGUUUGUGUCCAUCAGUGAGCUGAUCCGACUCAACCCACGCUUCAAACCGCUGGAGGCCUUACAGCUCCUCACUCCAGAUCAGAAAGUGGACCUGCUGAGACUGACGCUUCCUGAAAACAAAGACGUUGUCAUCAAUACUCUCUUUGAUUACAUGACCAAAGCACCGGAGAGAGAUUUCUCAGAGUUCCUGUCAUCCCUCGUGAGAUUCACCGAGAUGGGAAAACUUUUGCUUUCCUGCUCAUCCUACAAAACACUGUUCACCAGACUGGACGACGCCAUGGCAACAACUACUUCUGACGUAGCUUCAGCCAUCACAUACACUAAACUGGCUUUAUUAAAACAACUACCAUCUGACUGCAUCAUAUACAGUGGGCAGUGCAAUGCACCAAUGGCAAAUGAGACAGACAUAUGCAGGGGAGUCAACAGCACAGAGCUUCAGAUCCUCCUAGACAGAUCAACGAUGGCCGGACGGCACUGCAGCUUCUCUGUGGAGGAAUUUGCCUGUGCCUCUCUGUCAGGUUUAACAGCUGGGGAUCUGGCAGCCAUGUUGGGCUGUGAUAGGCUCUCCAACUCAAGCGGCUCCAAACCUGCCUGGAAGCUGCUGCUAUCCAAAGCCUCCAAGGUCCUGGAUCAAGCUCUGGAUCUGCUGAGCAACAGCACGCUCCGUCCUGAACAUCCUUCUGCCUCCAUGAUCCUGGACUCCAUACGAGAACUCCGGCUGCAUGUCGUCAACAAAACCCUCCUCAACAAUCCCGCCUUCGUCCAGCUGUGGUUCGGCCGCCGCCUUCGUCCGUUCCUGCCAGCUGUUUCCAACGACUUCCUCUCAUGUCUCGCCAUCGAAUCACUGGACUGCAGCACCUACCAGUACAUCGUGAAGACAUUUAGCGAAGUUCAGUCACGCAUGUUAAGUGGAAGGCGGCUGUCUGUCUUUACACACUUCAUCACAGGUUUUCUGACUACAAACAACACUGCAGAUCCAGGAUGUUUGUCCUCCUUCAACAACAGCACACAGUGGCUGACCGACAACUUGGGUCCAUUCUCAGAGUUUGUGUCCAUCAGUGAGCUGAUCCGACUCAACCCACGCUUCAAACCGCUGGAGGCCUUACAGCUCCUCACUCCAGAUCAGAAAGUGGACCUGCUGAGACUGACGCUUCCUGAAAACAAAGACGUUGUCAUCAAUACUCUCUUUGAUUACAUGACCAAAGCACUGGAGAGAGGUUUCUCAGAGUUCCUGUCAUCCCUCGUGAGAUUCACCGAGAUGGGAAAACUUUUGCUUUCCUGCUCAUCCUACAAAACACUGUUCACCAGACUGGACGACGCCAUGGCAACAGCCACUUCUGACGUAGCUUCAGCCAUCACAUACACUAAACUGGCUUUAUUAAAACAACUACCAUCUGACUGCAUCAUAUACAGUGGGCAGUGCAAUGCAACAAUGGCAAAUGAGACAGACAUAUGCAGGGGAGUCAACAGCACAGAGCUUCAGAUCCUCCUAGACAGAUCAACGAUGGCCGGACGGCACUGCAGCUUCUCUGUGGAGGAAUUUGCCUGUGCCUCUCUGUCAGGUUUAACAGCUGGGGAUCUGGCAGCCAUGUUGGGCUGUGAUAGGCUCUCCAACUCAAGCGGCUCCAAACCUGCCUGGAAGCUGCUGCUAUCCAAAGCCUCCAAGGUCCUGGAUCAAGCUCUGGAUCUGCUGAGCAACAGCACGCUCCGUCCUGAACAUCCUUCUGCCUCCAUGAUCCUGGACUCCAUACGAGAACUCCGGCUGCAUGUCGUCAACAAAACCCUCCUCAACAAUCCCGCCUUCGUCCAGCUGUGGUUCGGCCGCCGCCUUCGUCCGUUCCUGCCAGCUGUUUCCAACGACUUCCUCUCAUGUCUCGCCAUCGAAUCACUGGACUGCAGCACCUACCAGUACAUCGUGAAGACAUUUAGCGAAGUUCAGUCACGCAUGUUAAGUGGAAGGCGGCUGUCUGUCUUUACACACUUCAUCACAGGCUUCCUGACUACAAACAACACUGCAGAUCCGGCCUGCAGCUCCAACACAGUCAGCAGCAGCGACUGGAUGCAGAAGAACCUGGGAGGCUUUUCUGUUUUCGUCUCCAUCCAGGAACUUCAGAAGCUCUACCCCAACUUUUCACCUAUGGAAGCCCUGCCCUCUCUGUCUGUCGGACAGCUGGUGGACUUGUCCACCACACCUGGGCUGCUCACGACUCCUGACCAGGUUGCCAUGGUGAUGAAAUACGUCCCAGACCAAAUGUUGGCCGUCUUCUUUGAUGAGUUCUCAGUCGCCAUUAAGGGCAAUGAACACACGAUGUCCUCUGCAGUGAGGUCUGCCAUGCUGGAGGUCGUGUUCAACCGUGCAAACCUGUCCCAUCCCUCAGUGGAGGACUCGGUGGUAUCUGAGUGGCUCAAUAAUCGACUUCCUCCCCUGGUCGUAAGCCUGAUCCCCUCCCAAGUCAACCCAUAUUUCCAGAUACUAGUGGGAAGAAACUGUAGCAUUGAGCAGCAGGGUGUAACACUUCUUAAUUCAACAAUCCUAACACUCACUCCAGACUCCCAGAAAGAAAUCUACAACCACAUCGUUCUGGCACUGAAAGCCCCUUCAGCACUCCGUUGCUACGGUAUCGGCAGCUUCUACAGAUUCGUGGAGGACUCGUUCUUGGGAUUCCAGUUCCCCAACCUGACCACCUUCCUGUCCCUCAUGCCUCGUGACCAAAAGCAUCUGCUGGUGAACUCCAUGCCUCCGUCAGAUCUGGGGAACCUGCUGCGUCGGCCAGGCGUCGUCGACAACGGAGCGCAGCUCUGUGAUCUCUACAGCAGCUAUGUCCAGACACCAGUGUUUUUGGAAACUGAGUCCCUGCCGGUAGACGUCAGGCGUCCCACCCUGCCCUGCGUUUGGCCCAUGGCCCUCAGCAGCACCAGGAGGUCAGAGGUCAACGCUUGGUUUGACCGAAGCCUCCAGAACUACUUGGUCUUCCUCUCAAAGAGUCUGAUCAGUCCAGAUGUUACACACAACACCUCGUGUCUGGCCUUCCAGAAACUUGUCUCGGUUCUUGGUCAAUACAACUACACCGCGGUGGACUUUGUGCGGGAAGACGUGUUCAACACCAUCAGGAAUUACCUCCAAUCAGCAACACCAAGAUGUUACGAUCCUACCAACCCGGAGCUGAACUCCACAGCUUGGUUUGCUGAGUACAUCGGCCCUUUCAUGCCAUUCCUCACUCUUGAGGUUCUUCAGACAUUCGGAUCAGAUAAGACCCUCCAGGUGUUCACGGUGAACCCCCUGAACAUUGCACUCCUCAACCACUCGGUUUUGCCUCAGAACCUCACCAACUACUACACUGCGCUGAUCUACCAACAAGACAGUAACUUCAACCCCCUUCUGCUUCCUCUGUUGUGCCGGUGCAUUGCUCCUGGCAUGGCAUUCACCCAGCUGACUCCUGGAGAAAGUAUGAUAAUGUUGCAGAGCCUCACCAUUGUCUGCCAAAAUCUUAAUUCACAGAUUUCUGCUGCUCUGACGAACAACUUUGGCAAUAACAUCAACUCCAACACCAUCUCUGCUCUGGGCAAUGAAAGCACCAGCAUGUCCAUGGGGCAGAUCAAGGCCAUCCCUCCACAGCAGCUAGUCAACGCCCUGUUCACACUCAGCAACGUGAUUGACUGGAACGAAGGACAGGCUAAGAGCAUCAUAGAGUCUCUGAUGACAGUGAUGCAGAUCAACGACUCUUCGUCACUUUUUACGCUGGGUACUCUCGUCAUUGGUGUCCCCUCCAGAGUUUUCAGGAAAAUCCACGGCUCUGAGAUUUUGGUCGCCUCCAGAAACCCCUCGCUUGUGGGACACAUGAUGUCCGCUCCAAAGGUCGUCCAGCAGAUUUUUGUCACCCAGAUUUUGUCGGUGAACAGCACCAGUGAGGCGAUCAUCCAGAACGUUCCAGACGAAAUGGCCACUGAGAUCCCUCGGGUUUUCCUGCAGAGCUUUACAGCCGGCAGCAUCACAAAACUCAACAAGAUGAAAUGGAAACGCCAGCAGGCUGAGCUGUUCUUUGGCGAAAUCGCAGUGGAAAGCGCCACGGCUGUCCUGGGAAGUGCGAACAACCUGUCCUCCUCUGUGCUGCAAGGAUUCACCUGCACAAGUGUGAGAACGAUUGAGAAGGUGCAGGUCAAAAAUCUGGUCAAAGCCUGUCGGCGCAAAGGCACAAACAAAGUCAAACUGGUGGAGUCUCAGUUGACCUGCAUGUUCAACCGCAUCAGAGGAGAACCAGACAUCAACAGCUUUGAUCUUUUCCCUCCAGAUGUGCUGCUGUACUACGACUACUCUCUGGUGCCGCAGAGCAACUGCAGGCUCUACUUUGAACAGCUCAGCGACGCCGACUUCUCGGUGUUCUCCUCAGAACUCAGCUACAAGCGGACCGCUCUGUUCGAUAACGCCAGGAACUGCCUGGGCAUAACAACCACAAACCUGACUAGAGCUCAAAUAACAGUUCUGGGAAACAUGUGCUGCUACUUGAACGCUUCUUACAUCCUGAACUCUGAUGAAUUCAUCCUGGAGAAACUGAAGACCUGCCCGGAUCUGUCGGCCGCUCAGGCGGCCGCAGUGGAGACCCGUCUGAUCAGUGGGACCACUAGAUAUCGACUUGCUUCGACAUGGACUGAAACAACUCUGAGGAACCUCGAUAUAUUUCCUCUGUAUAUGUCUUCAGGUUUCUAUGCCAACUUUGACAAAACCACGAAGCGCUCAUUCUUACGGUACUACCUGAAAGUCCUCAAAACUGAUGGAGUCAGCAGAGAGAAGAUAGGGGAAAUGAAAGCAAAAAUAAGACAAUCAAUUAGAAGCAGAGCUAAGCGACAGACAGUCACUGAAUGCACAGCAGGAGAAAUCACCAAGGUCAUCAUCUACGAUGACACCUUCCCCUUCGACUACGACGACAUCAAUCAGUUCAACAGCUGCCUCAGUGCUGUGGUCGUCAGGGACAACCUGGAGGUCAUCACCCAGAAGGUGGAUCAACAGGAUUACCUUAAGAUUGUUCUCAGCAAGCUGCAGGAGGCAUACAGCACCAUCAUCCCUGAAGACCAGGUCCAGAUGUUGGGCCCGGCGUCGCGCGUUGCCUCGGCAGAUCAGGUCAAUAGAUGGAACAUCACUCAGGUGGACACGCUCGCAUCUCUGAUGGACACAACAAACGGAACGCUGGAUCCAAGCUUGGCCAGAGCCAUCAUUUCCAAGUAUCUGAGCGUGGAAGGCAACAAACUUGACAGCGUGGAGCUUAAUGCUAUCAGAGGACCAAACCUGUGCUCUCUGGACAUUGAGGUUCUUGGCAACAUCUCUCAGCAGAGCUUGAGAAAUGCCGAUGCUUUGGACGUGUCCAACUGCACCAGUGACAAACUCAAAGUGCUCUUCAACAUCACCCUUCAAGCGUUUCAAACUACCACUAGAUCAAGCGUCCCACUGUACCCGUUAAUACAGCCGUACCUGGGGGGCGCAUCUUCUGAGUUUGUUAAACGUUUGUCCGCCUCCAACAUCAACAUGGACCUGCAGACAUUUGUGAACCUGGACAAGAGCGUGGUACAGAGUCUGCUUGUCCGCGAAGUUGCAACUCUUCUUGGUGACAACCUGCCUGACUUAAAAAGCUUCGAAAAUACACCGAUAGUUCGCAGCUGGAUCUCAAGCCAGCUCCAAUCAGAACUCAACACACUAAAUAUUGGGAUUACAGGAGGCCGAGCUGACAGCUCCGUCACUACCAGCUCGACUGCUACCACUAAAAUCACAACUACAGCAGUCACAACUGCCAAAACCACCAAAGGUGCCGGGGCCCGGAUCCAUGGAGACGUCGCCGGCUUCACCUUCUUUGUUUUCCUUGCGCUCCUCGUCUCGUCCAAUCAGGUUUUGAUCUGAAGAAACGCGUGGCUGAUUAUCAAACAUGCACUGUAGACUAAAAUUAAUGGUUGGAUUAAAGGGUGAAAUCAUUUUUAGAUAUAUGUCUAAUUGAAAACAAAUACUGUUUAAUGUUGUUUAUAGAGAACAAAAAUAUUUCCUGAACAGAAAUGGGUGCAAAUAUUGUGACUGUGAUUACUUAAUUGUUUACUUAAAAACCUUUUAUGUCUUACCUAUAAUACAAAAUGUACUUCUUAUACUACAAUUUGCUGUAGGUAUUUAUGAAGGGGGAGAUAUUCUGUAUUUUUAACCUCCAUAGUUGACUUCUGAUACCUCGUAUGAAGGAUGCUUCUGUUAGAACUUAAAAUAAAAUCCUUUCCUUGAAUAAACUCUCCACUUUACUCAU
This is a messenger RNA of Gambusia affinis (western mosquitofish), 6422 nucleotides long. It is a transcript of the gene mslna, whose product is annotated as mesothelin a. The record is from RefSeq and is a predicted model, not a curated record. Lineage: Eukaryota; Metazoa; Chordata; Actinopteri; Cyprinodontiformes; Poeciliidae. The transcript is spliced from 51 exons. Gene Ontology annotation, biological process: cell-matrix adhesion. Bases 8 to 6037 code for a protein of 2009 amino acids. Gene Ontology annotation, cellular component: cell surface.